GGACAAAUAGACUUUAUCAAAGGAAGGUAUUGAAGGAGACGGUUGAGAAAGAUGGAAUUGUGAUAUUCCUAUGUACAUACAUAGGAAGAGGUGAAUUGCAUUAGGAUACGAGCAUCAAUAGUUUUUCGAUUGAAAAAUCCUCUCAAAAUGUCGUCCGACAGAAAGGCGGUGAUCAAAAAUGCCGACAUGGCAGAGGUACUUGAUGUCACCACAUUCAUUGCCCUGUUUUGGUGCUUUUCGGAAUUUGACACAUUUCCUUGUUGUUUCUUUUCCCACCAUUAUUCAUCGCAGCCACGCAUGAUUUUCAUUUUGAAUUCUGAAAUCUGUCGCGCCUUCAAAACAAAACUUUUAACAGGACAUGCAGCAGGACGCAAUUGAUUGCGCGAUGCAAGCUUUGGAGAAGUACAAUAUCGAGAAGGAUAUUGCGGCCUUCAUCAAGAAGGAGUUCGACAAGAAGUACAACCCGGUAAUAUUCGCCAGUAUGUGCUCCUAGUACCUUUCUACAGCCACCAUGCACUUGUGCUUGAUUUCCUUUCUUACAUUUAGAAACUCUGCUACAAAACUUUUCUCAACAAAAGAAUGAAUAGAUUUCCUAGUUUUUGGCAUUUACACACGUCUGUAAAUGUAACACUCCAGACUUGGCACUGCGUUGUUGGCCGAAACUUCGGGAGCUAUGUGACCCACGAAACAAAGCAUUUCAUCUACUUCUACUUGGGACAGGUACUUUCAUUUGGGAUAACAGCUGUUGAAGAAAACGGAAUAAUGAUCCACAACUUCCAGUGUGAAUAUCAGGUAAAUUCAUCAAAUGAUGUAGAGAAAAGCAGCCCUAACUCAGACAGCUCUAUAGAUAUUACAAGCUUAUGCUGCUCUAUAUAUAUGAUAGGUUGCCGUGCUACUCUUCAAGAGUGGGUAAAGAUGUCGGGGACAUGGAUGCGAUGCUGGUUUGGACGAGACGAGUUCUGCUAGUAAUCAUGUUGAUGUCGAAGAUGUACCACAUCUCCGUAUAAUUAUUUCGUUUCCACCUACGUCUACGUGAUUAUAGCUAGGAGUAGUAGCCUCUUCUGAAAAAUUUCGUAUGGAACAAAGAAGGCUGCCUGAAAUGAACAACUCGUGUCAUUAUGAGUACGCAAACGAACAACAAGUAGUAGAGCUUCCGCACCCCUCCAAUUUGCAAUAGCAUACCGCACUAUACUGGUUACAACAAAAACGAAUCACCUCAACACAUUGUCUUUCAACUAUGUCUACUAUCGAUGACUGUGAUCACGUAUUUCUGGUAUAGGUACAAAUGAUGUUCAUUCGAUUCUGAUGCCAAGAUUUGCUGAAAACGGUGAUCGGACAAAGAAGUGCUUGAACAAGUAUGAAUUCGCGUCUGCUCUCUGUAGUCG
This is a messenger RNA of Amoebophrya sp. A25, 1385 nucleotides long. NCBI's taxonomy places the organism in Eukaryota, Dinophyceae, Syndiniales, Amoebophryaceae. The record is from the annotation of a GenBank genome assembly.